CCUCUCUCUCUCUCUCUCUCUCUUUUUCUCUCUUUCUCUAACUCUUCAUAAUUUUUAAUCUUCGUCACCGUCGUCAUCGUCGUCACCGCCGUCAUCGUCACCGGCGUCGUCGUUUUAUCGUGCUUAAUAAUAAUGUAUUAACAAAGUGAUCCUUGAGUUAGUCGAUUAUAAUUCGAACUGUUUGUUUAUUGUUUAUUAACUCGAGUGACUUCUUUAUUUUUAUUUUAUAUAUAUAUAUAUAUAUAUAUAUAAAACGCGUGUGAUCGUCCUAGUUGCUUGUGCAUAAAUCUUAAUUAAUUUUCAUUUUUCUCUCUCUCUCUCUCUCUCUCUCUCUCUUUCCCUCGAAAAAGAGGAUAAAGAAGAGGAUAAUAAAGAAGAAGGACAAAGAAGAAGAAGAAGAAGAAGAAGAGAGAAGAAAAAUAUGAGUGGUGGUAGAACGUCGACGACGAUGGUUCUAUUAAUUGCUUCGAUCGUCCUUUCUUCCCUUUUGACGACGUUCGUCAACGGCGCCGGCUUGAAAUGUGACGCUGUCAGGCCGGAUUUCGAGGCGCAGGGCUUUCCAUUGAGCGAUAUACCGAAAGAACCAAUUUCAUCAAAGGAAUUGAAAAUAUGCGGUGGUAUAAGCAGCGGAGGGGAGGUUUGUUGUUCAGCCGACAUGGAAUUACGAUUACAAGCAAGGGCACGAGACAAGCACGAGAAAGAAACCAAGGAUACACUUCAGCGACUCCAUCAGCUCUUGUCCACUCGUGGAAAUAGAUUUCAUAGUUUCUUCAAGGAACUCUUGGCGACCAGCAAGAGAGGCUUCCACGAGAUGUUCAAGAAAACUUAUGGGAUUUUGUAUGAACAAAAUGCUUACGUCUUCACGGAUCUGUUCAAAGAACUUGAGAAUUAUUAUGCUAAGGGAACGGUCAAUCUGGAUGACACGAUGGACAAUUUCUUCAAUACGCUUUAUCAAAAGAUGUUCACCGUGUUGAACAGUCAAUAUAAGUUCGACGAUAAGUAUUUGGAAUGCGUGGGCGAUCACAUGAAGGAAAUGAGGCCGUUCGGGGAUGUACCACAAAAACUCAGCGUUCAAAUAAAAAGAUCUUUCGUUUCUACUAGAGCCUUCAGUCAAGCUUUAACAGUAGCUGCUGACGUUUUGAAGAACAUGCAAACGUUGAAAUCAUCACCAGAAUGUGCUGCGGCGUUGACAAGAAUGACGGCCUGUCUCUCGUGCAGCGGUAUAGCAGGGAAGGUGUUGGCUUGCGGCGACAUGUGUACUAACGUAAUGAAGGGGUGUUUAGCACAGCACGUGGCGCUUGACGGCGAAUGGAAUCAAUUUGUCGAGGCCUUCGAUAAAGUAGCCGAUCGUUUGCUCGGCCCGUUCAACAUAGAGAUGUUGAUGAAACCAAUAAACUUGAAGAUAUCGGAAGCGAUAAUGAACUUUCAAGAGAGCAGUAGCGACGUCUCGCAAAGGAUAUUCACCGGUUGCGGACGUCCUGUCUUAGGUAGACGAAGACGAAGAGAUAACAGAGAGUUGGAACUAGAAUCUUUGAACUUCGAUCAGGAAACGUCGGCCGAGGAUCGUUCCUCGACCGCUGCGAUACUGGACAAGCUCGUCAAAGAGAUAAGACAGAGGGUGAGAGAUUCUCGACAGUUCUGGGUCUAUCUACCUUAUCAGUUAUGCAAUGACGGUUUAGUACAACCACCUAGCAAUACAAAGGAAUGUUGGAACGGCACACAUGUUGAUAAAUAUAUAUAUCCCGUAUCAUCGGACGGUGAGACGCAACCAUUAAAUCCGGAAGUACGAAGUAGCGGACCAAGGCCUACGAUCGUUAGAGAUCAAAUAUUUGCAUUAACAACGAUAACGAACAGGCUUAGAUCUGCAUUCAAUGGUCAAGAUGUCGAUUGGAUAGAUACAGAGGAAACGUGGUACGGAUCGGGAAGUGGAUCCGGUGACGGUUCGGGUGGUAUAGACAACGAGAAUCAUUUCGAGGAAGGAUCAGGUUAUGGUGGCGAUCAUUCAUCCCCAGAACAACCAACGAAACAGGCAACACCUAAUAAAGGUCCAGAAGAGGUACCAACAGGCGGGAAGAUGGACACGGAGACCAAACCAAAUAUCAAUGACAACGUUAAGAAACAUGGUGGCAAUAAUGCAACGUCUACGGUAGACGUUAGUGGAGCUAGCAGACAAAAAAUAUCAUUGUCGCGUGCACUAACAACGUAUUUGGUGCCGAUUGUCGUUAUGUGGUUUGGUGGAUGUCUAACCGAGUGGCUGUGAUCAUCAUAUUCGGCAUUAUUAUUAUUAUUAUCAUCAUCGAUUCGGUAGAUUGUGUACUACAAGUGUAAAUAAUCUUCUCUCCUCUCAUGUAUGUGUUCGUGGGAGAACGGUAAAAACUCUUUUUCAUUCGAUGAACGACGAUUUUACUCCCUGUCCACCCCCUGCCCCCCACGCCCGCCUAUCCCCAUUGAUCAACAAUAACAACAAUAACAACAACCAGCAGAAGAACAAUCCUGUCACCUGUCUGAUCGAUCUUCUUUCUACCCCUUUAACCAACAACCAACCUGCCUACGUGAAACUGAUGAUACUCCCUCUCGAGUGACGGAAAAAAUAUCGUGAAUAUUCGUUGAUAAUUCGACGAUGAUGAAACGAGUGAAGUGUGACUUUUUCUUUCUCUCGUUUCUUUUCUUUUCUUUUCUUUUUUUUUCUUCCCCUUUUUUUCUGGACUAUGAUCCUAGGAGACACUCGUGAAACGAUAGUCUCUCUAUAUAUAUUUAUAUAUAUAUAUAUAUAUAUAUGUAUGCAUAUUCUGGAUAUGUAUAUAUAUAUAUAUAUAUAUAUAUAGACAUUCACAUUCAUGAUCGAUCGAUGGAUCGAUCUAGAUCUCUUUUGAGAGUCUCUUACUUUAUGUUACAAGAGUGUACUUCGAUCAAAUGUACUAUCAUACAUACACCACUUUGUAUUGUAAAUCAUGUAAAGCAGCCUCUGAUCGAACCCGAACGAAUAUGUAUGUAUACGAAUUUAAUGUCUCGCGCGAUGGCAUUGAACUCUCCAAAACGCGAGUCUAUUAUUAUUACUACUACUAUUACUACUACUAUUAUUACUGACUACUACAACUGCUAUUACUACUACUACUACUAUUACUACUACUUGACAGAUCUGAAGUUUUCUUUUUUUUUUCUUUUCUUUUUUCUCAGGGGAGGGUUUUUUUUUUUUUUUUUUUUUUUUUAGAGAUUUUACCUCCCUCGCUGCUUCCUCCAUCCUACCCCCAUCCCUACACCCAACUCCCUUUCCUCCCCACGUUGAGCUUUGUUAACUAAUACCACGGGAUUGACAGAAUAUAAUUUCAUCGAGUUAGAAUUCGAAAGAGAAUGUGUUACAAGAGGAAAUAAAGGAGAAACUUUUUCAUACUUA
Vespa crabro (European hornet) is the source of this 3394-nucleotide messenger RNA. RefSeq names its product glypican-6 (gene dlp). Gene Ontology annotation, biological process: cell migration; regulation of signal transduction; regulation of protein localization to membrane. NCBI's taxonomy places the organism in Eukaryota, Metazoa, Arthropoda, Insecta, Hymenoptera, Vespidae. The record is from RefSeq and is a predicted model, not a curated record. The transcript has 8 exons. Gene Ontology annotation, cellular component: extracellular region; synapse; plasma membrane. The coding region runs from base 422 to 2260 and encodes 612 amino acids.